AUGCCAGCAUUUGCUGAUUCCCUCGCACAGAGUAGUGCGUUUAAGAUCCCGUUUGCAGACUUCUCCACAAAUGUUGUUGUCAAAGAUAAUGAGCAAUUGUUCUUUGCAUCUGGUGAUACUGUUAUAGCCAUGGAUUUGACAUCGCCAGCUCACAACUUCAAGCUUUUGAAUCUAGGCGAUUCACACCGCAUCAACAGCAUCCAACUCAAUCAUACCCAUAGUUUGUUGGCUCUUAUUUGUCGCAGGUGUAUCAUUGUUGUCUGUUUGAAGCGUAUCCCAUUUUUGGAUCCAAACCAACCCUGGGAACCACUUAAGUUUGUCAUUAAUCUUUCAAGUGAUGUACAGUCAGUUUCGUGGCAUCCUGCAAGUUACUCGGCUACUGAUCUAGUGGUUUUGACGAAAGAGAGAUUGCAACUGUUCGACAUCAUCAAGUCAACGACGAAGGCCAAAUUUGACGAGAAGUUGGAGGAUCUAGCGCUUCGUGAAACUCCCAUCUCCAUCGCGUUUGGUUCUGCUCUCAGUCUUUCUGGCUCCUUGUCACUUUAUUACAGCUCCGCUUCCGGAUAUAUCUAUUCACUCUUUCCACUUAUAUACCCUGUUGACCUGUUCGUGUCCGAGACUCAGGAACUAGUCAGCAUGGUAGAGGGGAAGUUCCCUCCUAGAGUGAUUGCUGGCCAUCCCUCCAACAACGACUUGUUAGUGCAGCUCAACUUUGGUUUGGAUCUUCAGAAUCAAAUCGAAAGCCCUUUGUUGAAUUCGUCGGAUCCUUUCAAAGUGCUUCGGUUGAAACACUUGCCGAUGGAUCCCUUGAUUUCGGGACCAUACGCCCAGGUCGCUGCAAACUCGCUGCUCACAUCGCUAGACACGAAUACUGCAGCAUCGGUGAUCAUCGCCCACCAUGAUUCUGAGUCCCAAUUUGAGAUGACGUACUUGGCACAACUAUCACCUCUAGUGAUGUCCAGCGCAUUCGAUAUUCCAAGGCCAGAUGCUCCGCAAUAUACAGCCUCACUGCAGGCCAAGAAGGAUAAUGAUAAGUAUGUCAAACCUAAGAAAGGGUUUGGCCUAGCAUUCGCAUCUGAUGAUGAGCUGGAUGAUGAGGCUAGCACAAACAGUCAAUUUGUUGACUACUCGAAAGCAUGGGAAAUUUACGAAUUGAAGGUCAAGUGUCAGGACUUCAUUCUUCUGCAUCAGAAACUCACAUCACUAUCUGUGGAGCAUUAUAAGAAGAAAUCGCCUGGCGCCGCAUCUGUCAUAGCACAAACGUUUGGACGUAUCUUGCUAUGUGUUAAAGACAAAGUUCAGGUUGUUGAUUGCCUGCAAUGGUUUGGGGAAUUAGAGGAUGGCUUUCCUCUAGGUGUUGCUGAAUUCUAUUCGGUAAAGACGACUUUCUCUGUCGAGAAGCCCCUUACAGCAAUAGCCCUAAUUCAUGACGUCUCUAGGGGCGAGAUUGUUGUUGCACAAGUCUAUCCUGAAGAUGGACUGGACGAUGAAGCCGGUGGAGGCGAAGAGGACCCAGCUCAAGUCCAAGCCAACUUCGACGCAAAGACAGUGCACGACAUUGGUAUCUCUGCAAAUGAACUCAAACGCAUGUUGAAGUACCCCAGCAACGCUCAAACGACCUUCUCGUCUAAAACAAGGAAUGCAGAGGAUCUUAUUGCAUUGUCAAAAAUCUCAGAUGUUACUCGGGCUCACAUUCAUCAACUUUCAAAAUUCAUCAUUGCGCUUGUUGGCAAACUCGAGGUACAGCAGAAGCGUAACUUGAUGCACAGCUCUCUUCUUGAUGGGAUAAGCCAAUAG
Messenger RNA from Candidozyma duobushaemuli, 1797 nucleotides. It is a transcript of the gene NUP82, whose product is annotated as linker nucleoporin. The record is from RefSeq and is a predicted model, not a curated record. The coding region runs from base 1 to 1797 and encodes 598 amino acids. The transcript has 3 exons. Lineage: Eukaryota; Fungi; Ascomycota; Pichiomycetes; Serinales; Metschnikowiaceae.